UUGUAAACCAACCCCACCACCUUGUGGUCACUACUGAGUCCUUAAUAUUUUAAUGACAUAUUUUAAAGGAAGAAUCACUUUGAGACGCAAAACGUAGCCUGAGAAGAAACCAAGAAAACUGACAUAAGGAGAGGUUACUAUUUGGGGGGAAAAACCAAUGAAUCAUUGAAUAAUGUCCAUGCACAACAACCCCAUCACAACCAAUCCCUUUAUAAAUUCCUAAGUUUCCAACUUUUUCAAGUAGCAUUUUUGCUGCAGAAUGCUUGAGGAGAACCAAAACCAUGAAUCAACUUGGUGUCACCCUUUUGAUUCUCUUAGCCUUGUUCCUCCAUGUUACAGCACAGACUGGCACAGCACCUUCAGGAGAUGCUGUCUCCAAUUUCCAACCAAGCCUUGCUGUUGUCAUAGGAAUCCUUGGUGUCAUGUUUCUACUUACAUUCUUUCUUCUCAUGUAUGCAAAAUUCUGUCAACGCCGCGCUUCAGCUCCUGUUAGGGACACAGAAAACCAAGCAAGUUUUGUGAGAUCAAGGUCUAGAUUCUCAGGAAUUGACAAGACUGUGAUAGAAUCACUGCCCUUCUUCAGAUUCUCUUCACUCAAAGGGUCAAAGGAAGGGCUUGAGUGUGCAGUGUGCUUAUCAAAGUUUGAAGAUGUUGAAGUUCUGAGACUUCUACCAAAGUGCAAACAUGCUUUUCAUAUUGGUUGCAUAGACCACUGGCUUGAAAAGCACUCUAGCUGUCCUAUUUGCAGGCACAGGCUUAACCCUGAGGACCACACAACCUUCACAUAUUCAAGCAGUUUAAGGGGGCUAGCAAACCAAUCAGAUUUAGGUGAAGAGUCCAACAUAGAGAUCUUUGUACAAAGACAGGAAGAGCAUCAUGGUUCAUCAAGAUUCAGUGUUGGAAGCAGCUUUAGGAAAAUGGGAAAGGAUGUCAAGGAAGAAGAGUUUCUCAUCCAAAAAGGAGCAGAAGAUAGUGAUGGUAACCAGAAGGGGUAUCAUAAACACAACCACAGGAUCACUAUAUCUGAUGUUGUGUUAAAGCACAGGUGGAGCAACGUCAGUUCUUCAGAUCUUGUGUUUUUGAAUUCGGAGAUGCUGAAUGCUACAUCAAGCAACAGAUUCAACAACUUGGAAUCAAAUGCUGAAAUGAUGUCAACUCCAAGAGGAGUGGUGGAAAAUGAGCAGAUUAUGAACAUCAAGGAGGAGAUGGAGAGGAAGAUUUCCUUUGAGAGCAAAGUUAGUGCACUGAACAACAUAAAAUCAGUUUCAGGUAAUUCUGUAGGAAAAUCAAGUCAUGCACCAAAGUAUGUGAACACGGGUGAGAAAAGGUCAAUGUCAGAAAUCACUGUUGUCUCUAGAUUUAGAGAUUUAGGCAUGAAAAGUGGGGUAUUUAAAGAUUCUUCUUCCUUUCAAAACAGCCUUAAAGAGGAAAGAAUGAGGCAGAUUUGGUUUCCAAUUGCCAGAAGAACAGCUCAAUGGUUUGUGAAUAGAGAAAGAAGGUCUCAGCAACAAUCUCAAAAUAAACAACAACCAUUAGAUGUAUGAUCCAAUCCAAUCCAAUCCAACCUUCCUGAGGUACACACGUUUGGUUUCAGUCCUUGAUUAACAACUUCAUGUAGAUUUUAGGUUUUUUGUUGAAUAGUAUAUAGUUAAGCAAAGCAGGUAUAGGUUCCUUGUUUUUGUUUCAAUCUCUAUUUUUUAAUUCUUACGAUCUGCAUAAAACCUUUGUUAAUGUUUCCAUGACAGAAAAUGAAAGGAAUCCUCGAGACCAGAAUAAUUGAAACCCUUGUAAACUUAAAUUGCAAUAUUUUUUUCAUUUCAUAAUCAUUUUUCUA
Molecule: messenger RNA, 1834 nt
Organism: Cajanus cajan (pigeon pea)
Lineage: Eukaryota; Viridiplantae; Streptophyta; Magnoliopsida; Fabales; Fabaceae
Source: RefSeq, a predicted model, not a curated record